Molecule: messenger RNA, 2423 nt
Organism: Merops nubicus (carmine bee-eater)
Lineage: Eukaryota; Metazoa; Chordata; Aves; Coraciiformes; Meropidae
Gene: TM9SF2
Product: transmembrane 9 superfamily member 2
Exons: 16
Biological process (GO): protein localization to membrane
Cellular component (GO): membrane
Source: RefSeq, a predicted model, not a curated record
UCCGAAAUCGAGCUGUUUGUGAACAGGCUUGACUCGGUGGAGUCUGUGCUUCCCUACGAAUACACUGCGUUUGAUUUUUGUCAAGCAGAAGGGAAGAAGCGUCCUUCCGAAAACCUUGGCCAAGUAUUGUUUGGAGAGAGGAUAGAACCAUCUCCUUACAGGUUCUCAUUCAACAAGAUGGAGACAUGUAAAUCCGUUUGUACAAAAACAUACGAUACCACAAAGCCAGAAGAUAAACAAAAAUUAGACUUCUUGAAAAAAAGUAUGCUACUGAAUUAUCAACAUCAUUGGAUUGUGGAUAACAUGCCUGUGACCUGGUGUUAUGAAGUUGAAGAUGGGCAGAGGUUCUGCAAUCCUGGUUUUCCUAUUGGCUGUUACAUUACAGAAGAUGGCCGUCCAAAAGAUGCCUGUGUUAUUAAUUCAGAAUUCCAUGAAAAAGAUACUUUUUAUAUCUUCAACCACGUUGACAUAAAAAUAUAUUACCAUGUUGUGGAAAAUGAAGCUCUGGGAGCAAGACUAGUUGCUGCUAAACUUGAACCAAGAAGUUACAAGCACACUCAUGCAGACAACCCUGAUUGCUCAGGACCACCUAUGGAUAUAAGUAACAAGGCUAAUGGAGAAGUCAAAAUUGCUUACACAUACUCAGUUUCUUUUCAAGAAGAAAAAAGUAUAAGAUGGGCAUCAAGAUGGGAUUAUAUUUUGGAAUCCAUGCCUCACACUCACAUUCAGUGGUUCAGUAUUAUGAAUUCCUUGGUGAUUGUCCUCUUUCUGUCUGGAAUGGUAGCUAUGAUCAUGUUGAGGACACUGCAUAAAGACAUUGCAAGAUAUAAUCAGAUGGAUUCCACUGAAGAUGCUCAAGAAGAAUUUGGCUGGAAACUGGUUCAUGGUGAUAUUUUCAGGCCCCCAAGGAAAGGAAUGCUGUUGUCUGUUUUCCUAGGCUCUGGCACGCAGAUAUUAAUAAUGACUUUUGUUACCCUAUUUUUUGCUUGCCUGGGAUUUCUGUCACCCGCUAACCGGGGAGCUCUAAUGACCUGUGCUGUAGUUUUGUGGGUACUGCUUGGAACUCCAGCCGGUUACGUUGCUGCCAGGUUCUACAAAUCGUUUGGAGGAGAGAAAUGGAAAACAAAUGUCCUGCUGACAUCAUUCCUUUGUCCUGGAAUUGUAUUUGCAGAUUUUUUCAUCAUGAACCUCAUUCUGUGGGGAGAAGGCUCUUCAGCAGCUAUUCCAUUCGGCACCUUGGUUGCCAUUUUGGCGCUCUGGUUUUGCAUAUCUGUACCACUGACUUUCAUUGGUGCCUAUUUUGGGUUUAAGAAAAACGCGAUUGAACACCCCGUUCGCACGAACCAAAUCCCCCGUCAGAUCCCUGAGCAGUCCUUCUAUACAAAGCCAUUGCCUGGGAUUGUCAUGGGAGGGAUCCUGCCUUUUGGGUGCAUCUUCAUACAGUUGUUCUUUAUUCUCAAUAGUAUUUGGUCUCACCAGAUGUAUUACAUGUUUGGCUUCCUGUUUCUGGUAUUCAUUAUUUUGGUAAUUACAUGUUCUGAGGCCACAAUAUUGCUCUGCUACUUCCAUCUAUGUGCAGAGGACUACCACUGGCAGUGGCGCUCAUUUCUCACGAGUGGCUUCACGGCGGUUUAUUUCCUUAUAUACGCCAUACACUAUUUUUUUUCCAAACUGCAAAUCACAGGAACAGCUAGCACCAUUUUAUACUUUGGUUAUACCAUGAUUAUGGUUUUGAUCUUCUUCCUUUUCACAGGGACAAUUGGAUUCUUUGCAUGCUUUUGGUUUGUAACCAAAAUAUACAGCGUGGUAAAAGUUGACUGAAGAAACCGGUGUAAAGAAUUAACACAGAAGAGGUUUAAUCUUCAUUAAUAUAACUUAAAGACCUUGUCUAGUCGAUGAACUUGAGCUUUAUCAGAAGUGUUGGCUUCCUGUUCUUUGAGAAUGAUACUGAGUAUGCAGCUGCCGAAACAAUUUUUCCACUAACACGUUUGUAUUGUGACUUAACAACCUGGUUCCAUUCAGAUGUUAAUGAAGGUCAGAGUUACAAUAUUUAUGCAUUUGUAAAUACAACUAUACUUCAAAGAAAUGUUAAAUUCUAAUGGCAGAGUAGAAGUGGCUGUAUUACAUGACUUAAUGAUACUUCUGAUCAAAGUACAACUGUAAAUAGGUUUUUCUAGCUUGGUAGUUGGGAUGAAUUAUUUUUCUUUGAGGGAAAUGAGAACUUUUUAUUAUGCUAACUUUGAAGGAUGACUCUUAAGAAGUGUUGCUUUUAGUUCAGAUGUGAUUUUUUUUUACUGGUGUUAUGUCCAUAAAUAUUCUGAUUUCUGUGACUUCAUUAGUUUCAGUGUUCUUGGCCUUUUAAACUAUGUGCCUCUGAGUCCUUGAAUUUAUAAAUUCAUAAUCUAAUAAAUAUUGUAAAAAUG